Messenger RNA from Linum tenue, 2633 nucleotides. NCBI's taxonomy places the organism in Eukaryota, Viridiplantae, Streptophyta, Magnoliopsida, Malpighiales, Linaceae. The record is from the annotation of a GenBank genome assembly.
CGGAGGCAGAGGUCACAUAUUCUACAGCAGAACGAAGCAGCGCGAGGGACGGCGAUAGACAAGGAAGAAUCGUCGGAGCGAGCGAAUUAAGAAGAUGAUAAUUCCAGUCCGUUGUUUCACUUGCGGCAAGGUAAUUGGGCACAAAUGGGACACUUACCUUGAUCUUCUUCAAGCUGAUUACACUGAAGGGGAUGCACUUGAUGCAUUGGGGUUGGUCCGUUAUUGUUGCAGACGGAUGCUCAUGACCCAUGUUGACCUCAUUGAGAAGCUUCUGAACUACAAUACUGACGAUUUACCCUUCGUUGCUGCAGCUCUGGAGAAAAGCGAGGGCACUUAAAGUCGGAACAUGAGCAGUUUUGCAACAGCGUAGAAGUUAGAAGGCUAAAAUGAAUGGACGAUGGUGGAGACAUGAGCAUUUGGUGAAGUGUGUUUGUGAAUUGGGGUCGCCUGUGUUUGUGAAUGGACUAAAAUCUGUCAGUUAAUGUUGAGAUGAUUGUAUCAUGAAGACUGAUAUGCUUCAAAUCUAGCAGGGUUGCCUAAUAUGUCGAACUGGUAUGCCUUUGCGGCUUUGCCUACUAAGGGAGGUGACGUUUACUCGACUGCCGACGUUUACAACCUAACUUCUCGAAACGUCGCCGUUAGUUGCCGAUCUCUGAUCUACUAGACUACUACCGAACCCGGCCACCAGCUGUUAUUGACCCUGAAUCUGAAAGGGAAAGCAAAAACAACAACCCAUUGCGUUGCCACGAGUCUCUCUCUGGCUGAGCGGUGGCCCGACACGACCCAGUUUUGGAUUUGUAGAUCCGAAUCCCCAGACAGACUAUUGCAAGCAAUCAAUCUUCUGUAACUUCCUCAUAUCAUAUAAUCACCCCUAUUUCCCGCAUCUAUCUCUCUCUAGAAAGCUCGUUUCUUUUUCUUUCUUCAACGGCAACUGAACACAGAAGAACCCUAGUCAACAACAACCGACGCUGAACUCUUCCAGUCAAACUCGCUAAACGCCUCUCUCUUUCUUACUAUCCUUCCUGAACGGUUCGCUAUCGCUACCCAAUUGGGUUUUCCGCCGCUCGCAAUUGUUGUCGUGACGAAACAGUAGAACGAAGUAAAAAGGAGGAGUUUUCUCCCCCCACGGGUUUGGGGUUAUAGGAGAUUUGGUUUGGGUGGUGAACAGAGAUAUGAAGAAGAUGGAGGGGACGAAAGGGUAUGCUGUUAAUGGUGGGGAAAAAAGCAAUGGGAGCUCUAGCAAUGGUAUUCGUAGGCUGCCUGCUCCCAGCCUCCCUCCACCUCCGCCGCCGUCGUACCGGCAGUGUUUCGCCAAUGCUGGUGUGCCUGUGUCUUGUAAGCGGACUCUGGUUCGCCAUCCGUCUCUUGUGAAGACAUCUGCCUUUGAAAUCUCUUUGCAAUCUGAAGUGAGUAUAAGGACUCACGGUCCUGAUUACAUCCCCAUUGUCCGAUCAGGAGCCUUUUCGGAUAUUGGCUUUCGCCCCAGAAUGGAGGAUGUCUAUACUUGUAUUGAUGAUUUCACAAUUGAUUAUGGUCUCGGACAUGAUACUGAUGGGCCUAAUGCCUUGUAUGGGGUGUUUGAUGGUCAUGGAGGGAAACAUGCUGCAGAUUUUGCAUGCCACCAUUUGCCGAGAUUCAUAAUUGAGGAUGAAGACUUUCCAAGAGAUCUAGAAAGGGUCAUUGCAUCUGCUUUUCAGCAGACUGAUAGUGCCUUUGCAGAGGCAUGCUUGCUUGAUGCUGGUCUUGCUUCUGGCACUACUGCAUUGGUUGCUCUUGUUAUGGGAAGGUUAUUGGUGGUGGCAAAUGCUGGAGACUGCCGGGCAGUGCUUUCUCGGCGUGGCAAAGCAGUUGAGAUGUCUCGGGAUCACAAGCCAGGUUGCGCCAGAGAACAAAAACGCAUAGAGGCAUCUGGCGGAUCUGUUUAUGACGGCUACCUAAAUGGACAGCUCAAUGUUGCUCGGGCAAUAGGAGAUUGGCACAUGGAAGGGCUGAAAGCCCAGGAAGGCGGCCCGCUUAGUGCCGAGCCUGAGCUAAUAACCACAGACCUGACAGAAGACGAUGAAUUCCUCAUCAUAGGAUGUGAUGGAAUAUGGGACGUGUUCAGGAGCCAAAAUGCAGUAGACUUCGCCAGGCGGAGGCUUCUGGAGCACAAUGAUCCCGUCUUGUGCAGCAAAGAUCUGGUUGAUGAAGCCCUAAAGAGGAAGAGUGGAGACAAUCUAUCUGCAGUUGUUGUUUGCUUUCAGUCUGGGCCUCCCCCGAACUUGGUUGCCCCACGGUCUAGGGUGCAGAGGAGCUUCUCUGCCGAGGGCUUGAGGGAGCUGCAGAGUUUCUUGGAUGACUUGGCUAGUUGAGACGGUGGUCAUGGCUACUGGUUCCCGCGAUUCCAAUUUUCCCAGAAGAGUCCACUAAUUUGAAUUUAUUAGGCGUAGUUCUAGAUAUUGAUGAGUCACUCCCAACUGUAACAUAUGCGGCUGCAAGAAGAUGUUGAAUAACAGAACAAGCAAAAAGGAGAAGUGAGAUCGAAGUGUAGGCCUUGAUGGAGACUGCGAACAUGAAGCCAAAAAGGAAAGAAAUUCCCACAAGAACUAUGGCAACUACCCCAACGAAAUCAUGUCUAAAGCCGAAGUAGUCUC